AAUUCUUCCUAGGGUUUCUUCUGCCUCUUUCCCGGGCCUGCUAGUGAUGCUCUUUCCCCUUUGUAUUUUGGUAGAACUGCUGAUAAGAAUGAAAAUUCUCCUUGCUGAUGAUGUUUUGGGUUUCUGUAGGAAGAAUUUGACCAAGUUAUAUUCUAUUCUCAAUAAUUGAGAGGUGGUUACUGGAACUCGAAAUCACUUGUAUUGCGAUUGCUGCUUGUUGAAUUUAACUUGCAUUUGAAAUACUUAUCUGCAUCCUUAUUUCUUAUUACAUAUUAAAAUUUGUCUUGCUAGAGUGUUUUGUCACAAUGUCCUCCAACUAGUGGCAAGUUUAGGGAUCAUUGUUUGUGUCCUUCUGGUUGAGCAAUACGGUAACUGCACUUUCAUGUUCAACACAGUUUUGACAAAGGCUUUCCUGUGAUGACUGGCUGAUCAUAUUGGUUUUCAAGUAUGGAGAGACAUUCUUUUUGGGUUAGAUAAUGUUGCCUAUUUUUCUUGGUUAAUGGGCACCACAUCAUUUUUCGGUGUAGUAGACUUGCUUAAUCCUUGUGAAGAUUACCAUUAGUUAUGAUUGUUUCUCUUUAAACAUUUUGCUUGUCAUAGAGCCAAAGUGAUUCUUGAAAGUGUUUUUCAUAUAGAAAAGCGAUUUAUGGCUCAGAAUAGCUCGAUACAUUAUGACAACAAGAUUGCACUAUGACAAGCUUAAACAGAUAUUCUGUAUGGACCGUGUAUUUCAUGAAUGCUUUUAAGGUGAAAUAUGAUUGUUCCGAUUAGUUUUGGUCUUAAUAUAGUUCUCUGUUUUCUUAUUCCUGUAUAGAUUGAUUGAAUUAAUGUUUGGUAUUAUGCAAAGACUUUGUCUGCAGUUGAGCUUCUCAGACUUUCUUGAACUUGUGUUUCUGAUUCUUGGAUCUGUCUCCACAUAUUUCCAUUAACUGAUCCUGGUUAAUGAUCAUAUAAUCAUUAACCUAGGGUAGCAAAAUUCAGCAGAGUUCAUUGCGAUGAAACCGAAUGUAUCAUCUGUGACAGCAAUAAGCUCUAAUUUUGUUGUUAUCUUGCCAAUAAACCCUGUAUAAGAGCUAGCUUGCUUCCUCAUGCAUCACUUUGAAAACGCUUUUUUUUCCAUUCUUCUGUUGGAGUUGAUGAAGACAAGUGAUUAAUCAUGUCAUGGCACGAGAUGUGCAAUUGGGUUUCGAAAUUAAGCUACUUCCACCGCUCAAGGAAUAAUUGCGGAACCCUUCCUACAAAUCAGGUUUAAUUACAUACCAUCGUCAUGUGGUAUUCAAAAGUACAAGCAGAAAAUUAAACAGCUGGUGCGAAUUUUUUAGCACUCAUCGUCAGCAUUAAGAAGCAGCCCAGCCCUCAAGAGAGAAGGUUUAUUUCGUCAAGUUUUCCCUUCUGUUAUAUUGGACUACUUUUUCAGUUAUUCUAGGUUGUUCAAGUCCUCCAAGACGGCCCAAACAGAAUGCCUGUCGAAGUUGCAAGUAUAUCCCCAGAAAGAAAGCCCAGAAACGGUGAAAGAUUGGCUUGGCCUAAACCCGAAGCCGAACAAGUCGACGUGGAGCAAUCAGAACUUCGCCCGUCCUAUGGCUCCAAAUUGCCACCCAAUAGGCCGAAGAUUCAGACCUGAUCAUCUGUGCUUCUCUGAGCUAUCAGUUUCCGUAUUUUCACGAAUGGAUGCUGCUCCAUUCUUCUCAUCUCUUCAACUAAUCCCUUGCGUAAAAUACCCUUCAACCCGAGGCUUCAUCACAAGUCACCCCACCUACUAUGGAUCAAAUCUAAGUCCAUCUAUCACAACCAAACCCACCAUUCUACCGAGCAGAAACAUCCCAUCAACUUCAAGAACAAGUGCUAUAAACGACUUCUCCGCCAUCACUUCAGAGGUGCAGCCCGAAAUCACUUGGCAAAUUAUCUUGGGCACUUUAGCCGGUGUUACCCCUUUCGUGGUCGCUGGGAUUGAGUUCAGCAAGAGAAUUGUGGCACAGAGGAAGUGUAAGGUGUGUAAAGGCUCUGGGCUUGUUCUGAGGGACAAGAAGUACUACUUCCGAUGCCCUGGCUGCGGAGGGUUCUUGCCAUGGCAAUCUUGGAGGAGAUUCUUUACUGGUUAGAUCGUGUAGUUGCUUCCUCUUUCUAGUUCAACCGUAAGUUGCAUGCAGGAAACCAGAAUUUCUGAAGAUUCCACAACCUGCACUUGUUCUCAUCUGGCACUGCAGUUUCUGGAGAUAUGCAGACGCAGUUUUUUAUUUUAUUUAUUGUUUAUGUAUUAUAAAUAGUCAAAACAGCACACAAUGUCGAAUUACGAAUAAUACAAUGAAUAUCUUUGAAAUUUUCAUUCUGUAAUUCUUGGAC
This is a messenger RNA of Sesamum indicum (sesame), 2343 nucleotides long. RefSeq lists its product as uncharacterized. The record is from RefSeq and is a predicted model, not a curated record. NCBI's taxonomy places the organism in Eukaryota, Viridiplantae, Streptophyta, Magnoliopsida, Lamiales, Pedaliaceae.